AUGGAUCUGAACCUCCUCCAGGCAAACAUCAAUCACUGCGCCAGAGCUCAAGACCUUCUAUUCCAGAGCAUGGCGGAGUGGUCGAUUCACGUAGCUGUUGUGUCCGAGCCUUACUACGUCCCAUCUGGGGUCGAUUGGGUGGGGGAUCGAGACGGAUUGGUAGCCAUAACGUCCCGGUCCAUCGAAGGCUCUCCAGCCCUCGUGGAUGUGGUCCGGGGUAAAGGGUACGUAUCAGCCCUCAUCCAUGAUAUAAUGGUGGUGGGAGUGUACUUCUCGCCAAAUCGGAGUCUAGCUGACUUUGAGGACUUCCUUGCUGAGGUCGGCGCCUUGAUAGGCAGAAGUCGCUCCAGUCGAGUGUUAAUUGCUGGUGAUCUCAAUGCCAAAUCUGUGGCUUGGGGUUGCCCGGCAACGACUCCAAGUGGACGAGAACUGGAGGAAUGGGCGACGGUGACUGGACUCAUGGUCCUUAACCGAGGAUCGGUUAACACGUGCGUGCGAAGGCAAGGUGGCUCCAUUGUUGACGUCACCUUCGCUGAUGAAUGA
Messenger RNA from Bicyclus anynana (squinting bush brown), 543 nucleotides. RefSeq lists its product as uncharacterized. The record is from RefSeq and is a predicted model, not a curated record. Gene Ontology annotation, molecular function: catalytic activity. The coding region runs from base 1 to 543 and encodes 180 amino acids. The transcript has a single exon. Lineage: Eukaryota; Metazoa; Arthropoda; Insecta; Lepidoptera; Nymphalidae.